CCAAGGCAAAGGAUGAUCCCUGCUGCCUUCCCCCAUGUGGGUGCCCCCACUACUCCCAGCCCCGGCGACAUUUGGGUCCCUGCACCCAUGCCCGCACCCAUCUGAAGGACCCUGCGGGGUGUGUGGGGGGGUCCCUGUCCCCGGGGAGGGGACGAAGUGACACCGCGGGGACCGCUCCGCCCCGGGCAGCCUCGGCUCCUGCUGCCCGCACCACCACCACCCCCCCAGCACCCCAACACAUCCCGCAGGCGGCGGAGCCGCAGCCGGAGGACGGCGGAGCCGGGGCUGGGCAGAGGGAUGGCUGAGGGGGAAAUCACCACCUUCCCCCCCCUGACUGAAAAGUUCAACCUUCCCUUGGGCAACUACAAGCACCCCAAACUCCUGUACUGCAGCAAUGGGGGACAUUUCCUACGGAUCCUGCCAGAUGGGAAGGUGGAUGGCACCAGGGACCGCAGCGACCAGCACAUCCAGCUCCAGCUGAGUGCAGAAAGCGUGGGAGAGGUGUACAUCAAGAGCACCCACUCAGGACACUACCUGGCCAUGGACCCCACGGGGAUGCUCUAUGGCUCGCAGCUGCUGGGGGAGGAGUGCCUGUUCCUGGAGAGGUUGGAGGAAAACCAUUACAACACCUACGUCUCCAAAAAGCACGCUGAGAAGAACUGGUUUGUGGGGCUGAAGAAGAACGGGAGCAGCAAGCUGGGCCCCAGGACACACUAUGGCCAGAAAGCCAUCCUCUUCCUCCCCCUGCCCGUCUCACCUGACUGAGCCCAAACCCCAGAGGUGACCCAGAACCCCAAAACCCAGCCAGCACCACCACCACCUUUGCCCUCCCCUUGCUCUCUGUUUUUUUGGCCGGGGCUGCAGAGCCCAAGGUUGGAGCAUCCCAGAGCAGAGCUCCUGCACCCUGCCCCGAGCUUGGCAGAGGGGAAAAUCCCCAGGAAUGUGGCCAAGGGCACCCCAAGGCACGCUUCCACCCUCCCCAGCCAUCCCGAGGCUGGGAUGCCCUCUAGUAAGAUAUUUACCCACCUAAUUCUGUAGCUCCUGGUGUGCCCUGGGAGCAGUUUCAGGCUGCAUCACGUCCCCAAGGACCAGGAGACAUCCUCAGCCCAGCUCCAAGACAUCCCAGCUGCCCUCCCAGCACCAAUAUUCCUGCAUUUCUGUGCCCCUGGUUGCCAUAUGUUAUUUCUAUUUAUUUAUGAAGUAAAGCCAUCUCUUCUACAA
Molecule: messenger RNA, 1221 nt
Organism: Calypte anna (Anna's hummingbird)
Lineage: Eukaryota; Metazoa; Chordata; Aves; Apodiformes; Trochilidae
Gene: FGF1
Product: fibroblast growth factor 1
Exons: 5
Coding region: 298-765 (155 amino acids)
Biological process (GO): cell differentiation; positive regulation of protein phosphorylation; fibroblast growth factor receptor signaling pathway
Cellular component (GO): cytoplasm
Molecular function (GO): fibroblast growth factor receptor binding; growth factor activity
Source: RefSeq, a predicted model, not a curated record